This is a messenger RNA of Owenia fusiformis, 1103 nucleotides long. The record is from the annotation of a GenBank genome assembly. Lineage: Eukaryota; Metazoa; Annelida; Polychaeta; Sabellida; Oweniidae.
CUAUCCAAUAUUUAGUACAAUCUAUGGCAAAUGGUUCUGCCUGUGAAGUGACAGUCGUAUAUCGUUCUAAAUUGACUUCUAAUGGGCUAACUUUACAAAACUUUGAAUGAAAAUAAAAAGUCACCAAAACUUUAUUUUUCCCGCAACCAAUUUGAUUGGUUAUAAAUCAAUUAACGCAAUAAACGAGAUCUCGUUUAAAUUUGGCAUUCCUGGCAACGAAAAUAAAAUAUUCACUUUAUUAUCAAAUUAUUACGAUACUCAGGAAGAUUUCAAUAAUGUUUGACGUGGCACUUGCUAAUGCUGGUGCUCAAGUUGUACUUGCGACAUCAAGUGAUGAAAAACACCCUCCGGAAAACAUGAUAGACGGUCAAACAGAAACAUUCUGGACAUCAACAGGGAUGUUUCCACAGGAAUUCAUCAUCUCAUUCCAGCAGCUUAUGAAUGUAAAUACAAUCAAAAUGGACACAUUUAAUGUGAAAGGACUUCAACUAGAAAGAAGUGUGCAGAAUGAACCCAAUGACUUUCAACCACUAGACGAAAAAGAUCUGGUUAGUACAGAUGGACAGUUACAACACAAUGAAUUCAGCUUUAGUUCUACAACUGCACAACAUUUGAGAGUUGUUAUAAACUCUGGCCAUGAUCACUUCAUUUCAGUACAUAAACUACAUGUAGAUGGUACUGCUGUGCAUAAUUCAUAACUGAUGAUUAUAUAAACUGCAUGUACAUACUAUACAUGUAGGCCCGAAACCAGCUUUUGCCAAGGAAUGUUGACUUUUCAAAACAUUUGACACUGUGACCAAUUAAUUACUUGCAAAGUGCCCAGAAUGUUGAUGAAAACUGUAUGAUUUUGUAAGAUUUUUGACCAACUCCUCCUCCUCCUGGCUACGGGCCUAUGUACAUAUAGUACAGCUGUAAUCAUAACAAAGGGACUUGCUUUAUUGGCCGAACAAAGCAGAAUAGUAGAUGUCAGCACUUAGUUUUUAUUAUCCCAUCAAAUGCAUGAAAUUCAAUUCAAUUUUUCAAUUCAAUUCAAUUAUUAAAUUCUUAUAUAAUAUACACUAUAAAAACAAGCCGCUAGACACCCUAGUGGGUAUAUGUUGCGG